This is a messenger RNA of Cygnus atratus (black swan), 444 nucleotides long. It is a transcript of the gene FAM162B, whose product is annotated as family with sequence similarity 162 member B. The record is from RefSeq and is a predicted model, not a curated record. Lineage: Eukaryota; Metazoa; Chordata; Aves; Anseriformes; Anatidae. The transcript is spliced from 4 exons. The coding region runs from base 1 to 444 and encodes 147 amino acids.
AUGCUCCCGCCGUGCCUCCGCCCCGGGCGGCUGCUGCCGGCCCCGCCGACCCGCCCGGCCGCCAUGCGGGGAGCGGCGGCUGCCACCGCAGGGGGGCCCGCCCGGGGACCCGGAGCCGGCCGCGCUGAGCAGGCUCACAAGGUGGUUGCGAGUUACAAACCCUCCAAGUUCGACAGAAAAAUCCUCCUCUGGACCGGCCGCUUCAAGACGGAAGAAGAGAUUCCUCCAAGGAUCCCGCCAGAGAUGCUAGACAGGGCAAGGAACAAAGCUCGAGUUAAAGCUUGUUACAUCAUGAUUGGCCUUUCCAUUGUUGCCUGUUUUGCAGUGAUUGCUUCAGCAAAAAAGGCUGCUGCACGUCAUGAGUCCUUAACAAGCUGGAAUUUGGCAAAGAAGGCCAAGUGGCGGAAAGAGGCUGCGCUAGCAGCGGAGUCAAAGACAAAGUAA